Molecule: messenger RNA, 1636 nt
Organism: Archocentrus centrarchus (flier cichlid)
Lineage: Eukaryota; Metazoa; Chordata; Actinopteri; Cichliformes; Cichlidae
Gene: dpm3
Product: dolichyl-phosphate mannosyltransferase subunit 3, regulatory
Exons: 2
Coding region: 164-442 (92 amino acids)
Biological process (GO): GPI anchor biosynthetic process
Cellular component (GO): endoplasmic reticulum membrane; dolichol-phosphate-mannose synthase complex
Source: RefSeq, a predicted model, not a curated record
GCGUCACGGUUUGCAACGUCAUUAAUGUGCGCAGAGCUGAGGUGGCGUUUGAGAGGAGCUUAAAGGCUGACACGUUGCUAUUGCAGUGUGCUAAAGCUAAGCUAAUUCAGGUUCUGUCAGGUUCUCUCGUUGCUCCCCUGAAAUCCUGUCGGCAGUUUUCAUCAUGACCAAACUCCUGCAGUGGCUGUUCGGUGUGUCGCUGCUGGGCGCACUUUGGGCUUUGGUCACUUUCGACCUGUUGGACCUGAGCCUCCCGCAGACUUACAGAGAGGUCGCCUGGCCGAUGCCUUUUUAUCUGCUGGUUUCGUUUGGCUGCUACUCCCUAGCCACUGUGGGAUACAGGGUGGCCACUUUCAAUGACUGUGAGGAGGCGGCGAAAGAGCUACAAGAACAGAUAAAAGAAGCUAAAGGGGACUUGAGGAGAAAAGGUUUAAAAAUAUAGAGCCUAAAAAUGUGAUUAUGUGGAAACCUUUGUGACUGAGAGCAGGAAACCGUGCACUGUUAUCUCACACACACACACACCAGCGUCUAUUCCUAAAAAGGGGACUUGCUUAGGCUGUGUGAAAAGUGUUUGAUGAAACUGACCCACGAACUGACAACCUCUUCAUCGUUUUGAGCAGACAUCAUCCUGAACAUCAUCCACGAUCAUACUUUGUCAAGUGGCUAUUUAUCCAUAAUGUUUCAGAAAAGGAAAGAUCCACACUGCUACCUUUUCAUUUUAAAAUGUGUAACUUUUACUGCACAUGUGGCAUCCACGUUACCUCACCAUCUUAGGACUCUUAGUUUAAAAAUUGCUGGACAGGCAUAAACAUUUUGGAAAUGAUGACAGAGAAGCCAGCACUUGCUUUCUGAUUGGGCCACAAAAAUUAAUCCAAAACAUAUCAAGGCUUGAAUACUUUCUUCAAAGCCUUGACUUCCUGAAUAGUGCCCUGACUUCCUUAUGCUUUUGUGUUAUGUUCAGUCACACUUACAUUUGACCAUGGGUCCAACUAAAGAAAUCUUUGGUCUUUUUGCCAUUGUCAUUGUUCCUCUGCAGUAUUUUCAACCUUCUGAUUGGUGCCCUUGCCCAGUGUGUGUAAAUGGUAAUGUAAUGUUGUGAUUUUCAUUUACAGGCAUUUAAUGUAGGCAAAGAUCAUUUCUGAAACUGGGUGUUUUCCUGGGGUAAUGCAUAAAUGGCAAAAAAGGGUUUUCUAGCAGAGUCCAUGUCCAGUCUAAUUUUUGCUCUAAUCUGUUUGUAAUACAUUGUUUGACUGAUUAGAUUUUCUUUCUGGUGUAAGAUGUGCUAAACAGUGAACACACGUGGUGUCUUUUGCUGUUAACAUUUGCUUUCAUGUUACUUUUUAUGCUAAAUUAUCAUCUGUACCUAGUUGCUGUUCACUGAAAUGCCAACAAACGGUCACAUCGCAACAGUCUGAUUAAAGACGGCUUCCACUGGAAAAUCUCAGAUGCUUUCAAUCAGCCUCGGCUCCAAAGUAGCGCAACAUAUGCUGGACCAUGUUGUGUGUGUCUGGAGAUUGUUGCCUGUCACUGUAGGAGGUCUAGAUUUUAUCUGUAAGGGAAUGUACAUUCCAUUGUCCAGUUUGAGACAUGUACCCUGAAGGUAUUGCUGAGAAUUAAAUCUAUUUUCCUCAGUUUU